GCCGGCGCGGGGCGGGGAGCGAGGCCGCAGUCCCUACCAGCUCACAGCCAGGCGUCUCUCUCCCUACGGGUCGAGGAGCGCGGUGGCGGCGGGUGAUCGUACCUGGGGACUUGGUUCGGAGGGACGUUGGCUUCUGGCAGCCGGAUUGAAGACAGAACCUUUGGGUGGCCCAGAGAAAGAAAACCUGACUUGAGGCCCAGCUCUCAGAUUUCUGUGGAGACACUGCCUGCUCAUCGAUAUCAUGGCCCUCCACCCCCGCAGAGUUCGGCUGAAGCCCUGGCUGGUGGCCCAAGUGGAUAGUGGCCUGUACCCGGGGCUCAUCUGGCUACACAGGGACUCCAAACGCUUCCAGAUCCCCUGGAAGCAUGCCACUCGGCACAGCCCCCAGCAAGAGGAGGAAAACACCAUUUUCAAGGCCUGGGCUGUGGAGACAGGGAAAUACCAGGAAGGGGUGGAUGACCCCGACCCAGCUAAAUGGAAGGCCCAGCUCCGUUGUGCUCUCAACAAGAGCAGAGAAUUCAAUCUGAUGUAUGAUGGCACCAAGGAGGUGCCCAUGAACCCAGUGAAGAUAUAUCAAGUGUGUGACAUCCCCCAGCCCCAGGGCUCGAUCAUUAACCCAGGAUCCACUGGGUCUGCUCCUUGGGAUGAGAAAGACAAUGAUGUGGAUGAAGAAGAUGAGGAGGAUGAGCUGGACCAGUCACAGCACCAUGUCCCCAUUCAGGACACCUUCCCCUUCCUGAACAUCAAUGGUUCUCCGAUAGCACCAGCCAGCGUGGGCAACUGCAGUGUGGGCAACUGCAGCCCUGAAGCAGUGUGGCCCAAAACGGAACCUCUGGAGAUGGAAGUGCCCCAGGCACCUGUACAGCCUUUCUACGGCUCUCCAGAGCUGUGGAUCAGCUCACUCCCAAUGACUGACCUGGACAUCAAGUUUCAGUACCGUGGGAAGGAGUAUGGGCAGACCAUGACCGUGAGCAACCCCCAAGGCUGCCGGCUCUUCUAUGGGGACCUGGGUCCCAUGCCUGACCAGGAGGAGCUCUUUGGUCCUAUCAGCCUGGAACAGGUCAAGUUCCCAGGGCCGGAGCACAUCACCAAUGAGAAGCAGAAGCUGUUCACCAGCAAGCUGCUAGACGUCAUGGAUAGAGGACUGAUUCUGGAGGUCAGCGGGCACGCCAUCUAUGCCAUCAGGCUGUGCCAGUGCAAGGUGUACUGGUCUGGGCCAUGUGCCCCAUCACUUGUUGCCCCCAACCUGAUUGAGAGACAAAAGAAGGUCAAACUGUUUUGUCUGGAAACGUUCCUGAGUGAUCUCAUUGCCCACCAGAAAGGACAGAUAGAGAAGCAGCCACCAUUUGAGAUCUACUUAUGCUUUGGGGAAGAAUGGCCAGAUGGGAAACCCCAGGAAAGGAAACUCAUCUUGGUUCAGGUCAUUCCAGUGGUGGCUCGGAUGAUCUAUGAGAUGUUUUCUGGUGACUUCACACGAUCCUUUGACAGUGGCAGUGUCCGCCUGCAGAUCUCAACUCCAGACAUCAAGGAUAACAUCGUUGCUCAGCUGAAGCAGCUGUACCGCAUCCUGCAAACCCAGGAAAGCUGGCAGCCCAUGCAGCCCACCCCCAGCAUGCAACUGCCCCCUGCCCUGCCAGCUCAGUGAUCAUGAAUGCCAUCUUCCUCCUCUUUUUUAUAAUAUUGUACAUAUGGAUAUUUUUUAUUUUUCAGAUUUAACCAGCUUUCUAAAGCCUUUCUUCUAACAAUAUUAGUAAUCUCUGACUCUCCAAGUAUGUCUAGCUUUUAAAGUUGAUUUAAUUUAUGAAAAAAAUCACCCUUCAUACUUUCCUCUUCUUUAAACCUCCCAAGGUAGUAUAAUGUAGUAUCAAUAGAAGGAGAUUUAGCCUGGGAGUUUGGACAACAGGGUUCUAACUGCAGCUUUGCUUCCAGUGGGGUGGUGUUGAACCAAGUCAUUUAACCUCUGGGCUUUAUAUUCGUUACUGUAAAGUGAAGGAGUUAGAAUGAUGCCUGAAAUAAUGCCAGCUUUAAGACUCUGACUUGAUGACUUCAUUCUAUUUGUACAAGGCAAAACUGCCCGGAACAGAACCCUUCUGCCUUGUUCUUGUGCCAUGGUUUUUUUUUUUUUUUUUUUGGCUCUCAUUAAAGUCUCCUGAAGCACUGAUUUGUCCAGGAUUGAUCUCCGUUUGACCUGUUAUGCUAGUAUAGUAGGCUGGUUCCCUGAUGGGGGAGAGGGAGGGAGGGGUGCCAGCUGGUUGCUUAGGAACCAAGCUUGAUAUCUAAACAGAAAUAGGUGCCAAAGUCUGAAAGUCACCCAGCCUGUGGAGUAAAAGCUCACAAAUUGAGCUUCUAAAAGGAAGCUGUUGACAUAGAAAAAGGUUAGGGAUUCUGUGGUCAGGUGUUCAACUUGCUACCACUCAAAUACAGGCAUACCUCGGCGGUAUCGCCAGGCUGGUUCCAAACCCCCAUGAUAAGCUGAAUAUUGCCAUAAAGCAAGUCAUACAGAUUUUUUGGUUUUCCAAGGCAUAUAAAAGUUAUGUUUACAUUAUGCUAUAGUCUGAGUGUGCAAUAGCAGUAUAUCUAAAAAUACAAAUGUGCAUACCUUAAUUAAAAAUACUUGAUUGCUAAAAAAUGGUAACCAUCUGAGUCUUCAGUUAGUCAUAAUCUUUUUGCAAUCGUUACAUCAAAGAUCACUUAUCACAGAUCACCAUAACAAAAAAAAAAGAAGUAUUGUGAGAAUUACCAAAACAUCACACAUAGACAUGAAGUGAGCAAAUACUGUUGGAAAAAUGGUGCCACCAGUCUUGAUGCAGGGUUGCCACAAACCUUUGAUUUGUAAAACACAGUAUCUGCAAAGUGCAAUAAAGCAA
This is a messenger RNA of Dama dama (fallow deer), 2867 nucleotides long. It is a transcript of the gene IRF6, whose product is annotated as interferon regulatory factor 6. Gene Ontology annotation, molecular function: RNA polymerase II cis-regulatory region sequence-specific DNA binding; protein binding; DNA-binding transcription factor activity, RNA polymerase II-specific. Gene Ontology annotation, cellular component: nucleus. The record is from RefSeq and is a predicted model, not a curated record. The transcript has 9 exons. Bases 242 to 1645 code for a protein of 467 amino acids. Gene Ontology annotation, biological process: immune system process; regulation of transcription by RNA polymerase II. NCBI's taxonomy places the organism in Eukaryota, Metazoa, Chordata, Mammalia, Artiodactyla, Cervidae.